GUGUUUUACAACGGCGCCAACGUGAAGCAGGUGGACGUGCCCACGCUGACCGGCUCCUUCGGUAUCCUGGCCUCUCACGUCCCCACCCUGCAGGUCCUCAAACCGGGAGUCGUGACGGUCUACGCUGAGGAUGGCACAGCCACCAAGUACUUCG
Molecule: messenger RNA, 154 nt
Organism: Pygoscelis adeliae (Adelie penguin)
Lineage: Eukaryota; Metazoa; Chordata; Aves; Sphenisciformes; Spheniscidae
Product: ATP synthase subunit delta, mitochondrial-like
Exons: 1
Biological process (GO): proton motive force-driven ATP synthesis
Molecular function (GO): proton-transporting ATP synthase activity, rotational mechanism
Source: RefSeq, a predicted model, not a curated record